Messenger RNA from Mesorhabditis spiculigera, 720 nucleotides. NCBI's taxonomy places the organism in Eukaryota, Metazoa, Nematoda, Chromadorea, Rhabditida, Rhabditidae. The record is from the annotation of a GenBank genome assembly.
AUGGCUGUGCUCACCCCAUUUCGACACCGUGAACAAAUAUCUGAUCAGGCUAUGGAAGGGCUGAACCAGCUGAUCGCCUCUCCGCUCUAUAAUGAGAUAUUGUCGAGAGAGAAGCGGCCAGAAUUACCUGUCAACCAUGCAUUCCUUGUUGCCAACUCGGAGCGAAUCCUCCGCCGUGACUACAUGCCGACCGAGUCCGAUCUGCUCUACAUGUACGCAGCCACAUGCGGAGCUGAUCAGCACAUUUUGCGGAUGCACAAUUCAAUUUUUGAUGUAACCGAACUGCCCGGCCACCACAUUUUCCGACGAAAAUGGCCGGACUUCUUCAAAAACACGCACACCGUCAUCUUCUGCGUCGACCUGGCCGAGCUCUGCCAGCCAGCCUUCUACUCCGGGCACUUGAAAGACAAGACGCUGUCCAUCUUCAAGGCGUUGCUCAACAACGAGCUCCUCAGGAAGACAUCUUUUAUUAUGCUAUUUAAUAAAAAAGACCUCUUCGACGAGCUGAGUCAAGGCUACAAUUUUGAGCAAUUGGCACCGCAGAUGCGAAGCGGGCAAGAAGCUCUCUCUUUCUACCGAAACCUCUUUCUCCAUUUAUCUCCCGUGAAGAAGAUCUUCAACCACGUGAUAUCCCUAACAAAAGCGCCCAACCUCGGCCCGACCGUAAUCGAAUCCCUCACCCAAAUCAUCCGCAGCAACAAAGAAAACGUACAGCCGUAC